AUGUCGCUCGCCCAGCACGUCACCGCAAACGAGGGCAUCGACCGUGUGCCCCCAGAAUAUGAAGACCACAGAGAGGAAGAGGUUCUAUGGCGCACCCUCAGUUACGACGCCUUCGGCCACGGCGACAAUGCUGCCCCCAUUAUCUCUCAAGAGUCUAUCUUACCUAAUACCGCCGCUUAUAAGGUCUCCGCUGCAAAGAGAGUAGCCCAAGUCGCAUUCGCCAUCGUAGCAUGCUGGUUCGCCGCCGGCAUCGUAUACGGCUUCGCAUCGCUCAAACCUGUAUUAAUCGAGGAGGGUGUAUACGAAGACCUUUGCCCUCGAGACGGUCGCGAUGAGAGCAGCGUUGGCGAUGGCAGCGAGAAGGUGCCCUGCGCGGCGCAGGACAUGCGUCUAAACUUAUUCUUCAUCGUCGCCUCUAUAACGACUAAUGCCUCGUCCCUAGUCGCUGGGUGGGUUCUCGACCGCUGCGGGCGUCGCUUAUGCUAUGUUAUCUCGGGCAUAUUCAUGAUCGCGGGGUGUGUGUUGAUGGGACUCGCUUUCCAGAUCCCCGAGUUUGACGGGUACUUACUAGCCAACAUAUUGCUAAGUCUAGGCGGGACAUUCGUUUUUGUUCCUAGCUUCCAGCUCGCGAAUGCGUUCCCGCGAUACUCGGGCAUUAUUGUCGCGCUAGUGACAGGCGCCUUCGACGGCUCCGCUGCUAUAUUUUUAUUCUACAGGCUCGCAUGGGAGUCUUCGGGCCGCACCUUUACACCAGCGCGUUUCUUCUUCGGGUACACGAUCGUGGGCGUGCUACUUCUACUCGGAGAAUUUAUGCUCAUGCCUCCGCGAGCGUACCACUCGACGCCAGAGCUCGAGCGCAAGAUCGAGAAAGUACAGGAUGCGACACGCGACGUGCACGACUCAGACGAUGAUCUUGAAAGCCCCGGCGAAAUCCGGCGCGUGAGAAGCGCACGCACCGAACGGCGUCUUUCCAAACUCGAGCAGAUCGAGGAAUUAGUGGGUGACGAGACGGAGCGCGAGGACCGUGUGCAGGCCGAAGAGGAGCGGCAGGUGGCCAGUGGUAUAUGGGGUAUUCUACACGGCCUACCAGCGCACCGGCAGAUGAUGACAACGUGGUUUAUACUGCUGUUGUUACUAACGGUAUUACAGAUGCUGCGCAUGAACUAUUUCAUUGCUACCAUUCGCGGCCAAUACCGGUAUUUACUAGGAUCAGAACGGCUCGCCGAGGAUAUCAACCACUUCUUCGACGUUGCACUACCCGUAGGAGGUGUCUUUGCCACGCCAUUUAUCGGAAUAUUGCUUAACAACCUAAGUGUAGCAACGGCAUCAGCCGUGUUAACUUUCUUCAUCGUGGUAAUUGGGGUACUAAACUGUCUACCCCAGCUAUGGGCCGGGUACGCGACAGUAGUGGCCUUCGUUUUAUUCCGCCCGCUGUACUACAGCGCAGUCAGCGACUUCGCCACUAAAAUAUUUGGCUUCGCAACCUUUGGCCGCAUCUAUGGCACUAUUACUUGCUUGUCAGGUCUCGUUAACUUCGUACAAUCAGGUCUUGACGUGCUGACGCACGGCCCGCUACAAGGUGAUCCGACACCCAUCAACGCCAUCAUGGCGGCAGGCGGUACGAUCCUUGGCGCAACACUGACUGCUUACGUCGUUAUCCAAGGUCGGUCCUUUAGGCGAAAAUUACAGCAAAGUGAAGCCGCUGGGAUGGUCCAGGAGAGGCUUCAUCUAAUCCGGGAAGAAAGGGAAGCGGAAGCAAGCUACGGUGCAAUGGAUUAA
Messenger RNA from Daldinia childiae, 1779 nucleotides. Its product is annotated as Protein FMP42. Gene Ontology annotation, cellular component: fungal-type vacuole membrane. Gene Ontology annotation, molecular function: transmembrane transporter activity. The transcript has 2 exons. NCBI's taxonomy places the organism in Eukaryota, Fungi, Ascomycota, Sordariomycetes, Xylariales, Hypoxylaceae. The record is from RefSeq and is a predicted model, not a curated record. Gene Ontology annotation, biological process: transmembrane transport. The coding region runs from base 1 to 1779 and encodes 592 amino acids.